AUGGCUGGUUGGGGUCAGGACGCCUGGGGUCAGCAGCAGGCUGAUCAGCCUCAGCCCUAUGAGUCGGCUUCUCCGCUGCCGUUUGGCCCGCCCGCUCUUUCUCAAGGGGCUUGGCGGCAGGCGGCGGUCAGCUCUGACACUGCCGUGCCGGAGACUUCGCAGAUUGCCGUUCGCAAUCGCAAUCGGGCGGAGAUGGAAUCCCGGGCGCUCGCCCCCGAAGAUCGACCACCUGCUCAGCCGGUGGACUACGAUCAGAACGAUGAGGAGGGCACCCGUGGGCACAUGAUCGAUGCUGCCAGGGACGAUGCUCGGCAAGAUCGUUCCUUUGCCCGCUCGACGGCAAAGCUCACACCGGCGCAGUUCGCCGAGCUGGCUGACUCGUACCAGAACCCUGUUGGUCACGCUACCUCUUCGGCGGCAGCUCAGUUUUCCACGGUCGUGGUUGAAGAGGCCGAGCCGGAGAACUUGCUAGCUCCAGCAGGUUGGUCGGGGCACUGCAACGACGAUGCUCAUGAUGCCUUCCUUGAUUUUCUUCUUUCGCUAGUUUUGGCUCGGCAGGAUGUUGCGGGAAGCAGCGCCAGCCGAUCGCUGGCGAUCGUGGCGACCCGGCUGGCGGAGAUCCCUUUUGUUCUUUCAAUGGACGCCGGGACGCCUGAGCAGUUCGCCGCGGUGUCUCUCGACUGGACGGCCAGCUCGGCCAAGACGGAGCACGACCUCCUGGCUCCGAGGACCCAAAUGCUCGAACAGUACUGGGUCUUCGUGAAGGCGGCGGAAUCGCUCUUUGUCGAGUCUCUCGGCUACCAGAUGGGCUUUGCUCGCUGCUCGAAGGUGCCCAGAGAACGUUCUGCAAAGUCGAUCGCACACUUUCAGCGGGAGAUGGCCAUCCGAGCUCUAGCUGCACCAGUUCUGGCUCCUUCGGCUAAAUCGAGGCUGCCGGCAAGCUCUUCUUCUCCCUCGGCAACUCCAUUGCUCGACUUGGAGAACGCCGAGAAACAGAAAUGGGCUAAGCGCUUGAAGGCGAUCGCCGAUCGGGCCGGCGAACACGCUCGGCCCGAAGGGGUCCACGAUGCAGAGGGGUUCGAGAAGUUCGAAUUGUGGGCUCGGCACGUGCCGCUCCCCCUCUACCCCAUCUCGGACGACAAGAUCCUGAAGUACGCCAUGGAGCUCGACUCGAGGGAGUGCGGCCCGACUGUUCUUCCUUCGCUCCGCAUGGCUCUUAAAUGGGUGGCUUUUCGGAUUAACCUCAAGCUCCCCUCGAUCGAGACAGCGGAGCUAAAGGCGCUCGAGAAGGAGAUCUUCACACAGCGAGGGCGGCCGCUGAAGGAAGCGAUCGCUUUCCCGCUUGAGCUGGUCCAGGCUAUGGAGCGCUUUGUCGCAAACGAAGCUCACCCUGUACCGGCUCGGGUGUUCCUCUGGUGGGUCCUCUGCAUGAUCUUUGCGUCGCUCCGCUUUGACGACGCGAUCCACGUGAAGCCUCACGAGCUAGAGGUCAAGCCUAACGGUCUGUUCGGGAUCUCCUGGCACACCAAGACUGAGCGGAAGCGGCGCGGCACCAAGUUCAUGGUUCCCGACGUUGCUUUUUCUAAAGUGGCUUGGUUCAAGAUCGGGAAGGACUUGUUCGAGUCGCAAUUCCCGCUCGUGGAACGCGACUUCUGGAUCCCCGAGCUCGACACCAAGGAGCGCUGGCGCCAGACUCCCCCUGAUUACGCUCGCUCUCUUCAGUGGCUCCACCACCUGGUCUGGCUCGCGGGGCAGGAGAGUGGGGUCGCGAGGGAGUUCCUGGACAAGGUCACCGAUCUUACGUGGUCCUCUCUUCCAGCGAAAAUGAUCAAGGAGUUGGUGCAGGAGGUCUCGCGCGAGUUCGUGGUCCCGGUCAAGGACUCUGUGGAAGAGAUCGCAUGCAAACGUCGGCCGCCGCCGUGGGUUCGUUGGGCGGAGGUGCCCCGGGAUCCCGACACAAUUCGUGAGCUCGGUCCCUGGUGCCUCGAGAUCUUUGCCGUCUUUGAUUGGCUGCUCUUGCUGUGCCGCAUGGGGGCGAUCGUCUUUCUGCACUUGGGCAUUCCCUGCGCGCUCCCCCUUGGCCUCUACGUUCUCAAGAAGCACCAUCAGGCACAGCUCUUCGAGGCCAAUGAGCUCUUGUUCCGAUCUCUUCUUCUUUUCGACGCUGUGGUUCAAGCUGGUGGGGAUGCCUCGAUCGAGAACCCGAAGGACAGUCUGAUCUGGCAGGUCCCUCAGGUUCAGCAGCUCAAAGUUCGUCUUCACCUCUACAACGUCGAUCUUGAUCAGUGCGAGUACGGUCUACCCCCGGCGCUUUGCACCGCGUGGGCGAUCGCCGUGGCCGCGAUCGUGCAGAAGUCGGCCCAGCAGUUCGCCGCUUCCUUUGCUCUCACGGCUCCAUCGGCAGAACGCAAGCGAUCUUUGGGAUCCCAGAUUGCUUGGAAAGGCCAUCGCCAAUCCGCUGCCGCUCGGCUGGCGGCGGCUAGCGGCUAUCAGCUCAAACGUGGUGCCGCCAUGCCGCUGCUCGACGUUGAGUGUGAGCCCGGUCAAGCAAUCCAGUGGUCUCUUCAGGUUCGGCGCCCAUUCACCGUGCAGCCGGCGCUCCCCGACAAGAUCGUCGACAACAUCAAGUUCAUUGUCUCCUCCCCGCAGGCGCUCGUGGCUCGCCGUUCUGAGCGCCUUCAGUUCUGGCAGCAGCGUGCGCUCACGCUGCUUCCAGAGACCGAUCGGAUUUUGCGGUCGAUCUCCGACGCUCCUCUUCGUCGGCUUCUUCGCGGUGCUCCGGAUUAUGCUGAUCUGCAGCUGGGCUCUUGCACUCACGUGGCGCUCUACGACGAGCUCUUCGCGGCGAUUGGCUGCACGGAUCAUCAAAUUCUCCAAGGCAUUCGCGGUGGCUUCCCGAUCGUUGGCGAAAUCCAACGAUCGGGGCGCUGGCCGCCGUUCACAAAGCCACAGCGGUCAGUGCCUGUGCAGGAAGCUCUGGAUCGGGCCAUGAGCUACAGCAGAGGAGUCUUAAUGUACAACUUCAACGAGGACCGCUUUGGCGAGGAUCUGCAGCACAAGCCAAAGGUUGAGGAUGCACCCAAGAUGAGCGUGUCUCACACUGUCCACAACUGGAAGACUCCUUCUGUUGGCAAGGCCGAGAAUCCUUCGCCUGGUUUGGAUAGGCAUGUUCUGUUCGGGCAUACUGGCGACAUGCGAGAUCCGCAUACGAACCUGCAGAAGGUAGACUUCAUGACUACGAACCAGACAGGAGGCUAUCUGGUCAUUCGCUUUGCCAGCAUCUAUGUGAAGGUGAUGCAGCCCGCAGUAUACUUCCGUAUGAUGCAGGAGCGUCACCAUGCCAGCCAAUCCACUUCUCGGCUUUUCUGCUUCCUAACAUCACAACGGGUGUUCAUUCUCCGUAGUUUUGGACUGUUCGGCGCAGCUCUUUACAAGGGAUGCUUAAUGAAAUGCUUCAGAAGCCAGUGUCGCUGA
This is a messenger RNA of Symbiodinium sp. CCMP2592, 3474 nucleotides long. NCBI's taxonomy places the organism in Eukaryota, Dinophyceae, Suessiales, Symbiodiniaceae. The record is from the annotation of a GenBank genome assembly.